AUGGAUGGACUUGUGUCGCGCGGCCUCAAAGUUACACGUGGACUUGUCCUCCUUAGCUGUGGCCCAAGCGUCCGCAACCAUGCCAGUUUUCUGAGGCUUCACAGCCUGGUCAGCCAAUCUCUAUUUGAUUUCGUGCUCUCUUUUGGCGGCCAGUCAACCCUUGAUCAUCAGAUUGUCGUCCCGCUCACGUCAUUCGUACGCAAUGUUUACAUUCAUGGUUUGGAACCAUGGGAAGCCCUCGUGAAAUCCUUCGCCGAGGAUUAUAUGUCGCUCGAUAAUGCUCCGCCAGUACUGGUCUGGAACAAUUAUGAAGUUGUAAAGGGCCAGCGGGUUUUCAAGGGGACUAAAUCACGAUUGCUGGCCCGCUCCAACUUCACCUGGCGCCCAUGGGGGAUCGACUUCUGGAAGUGCUUUAAAUGUAAUGCAAGUAUGCAGUAUCUCAAGUUCACAUCAAGCGGGAACCCUAGCCAAGGGAAUGAUUGGAUUGAAACGGAACUUCAGUACAGCUGUAACCGUUGUCAAAGUUUCAAAACCUGCGGUUACCCGCUGUGGGUUAAAGCUGUGCCGGGCAAGGCGGAUCUCGUCCAAUUUACGUGGCCGCUGAGUGUCGAACAGCUGAAAUACAUAGGUUAUCGAGAAACGGACUUCCAGACUAAAUCCUGAUUUAUGACGUGCAUGUAGUCGCAGAAAUCAUCCGAUCCAGGCACCG
Coniophora puteana RWD-64-598 SS2 is the source of this 709-nucleotide messenger RNA. RefSeq lists its product as uncharacterized. Bases 1 to 663 code for a protein of 220 amino acids. The record is from RefSeq and is a predicted model, not a curated record. Lineage: Eukaryota; Fungi; Basidiomycota; Agaricomycetes; Boletales; Coniophoraceae. The transcript is spliced from 3 exons.